This is a messenger RNA of Syngnathus acus (greater pipefish), 5870 nucleotides long. Its product is annotated as pantothenate kinase 1-like. Gene Ontology annotation, cellular component: cytosol; nucleus. Gene Ontology annotation, biological process: coenzyme A biosynthetic process. The transcript is spliced from 8 exons. The record is from RefSeq and is a predicted model, not a curated record. Bases 574 to 1947 code for a protein of 457 amino acids. NCBI's taxonomy places the organism in Eukaryota, Metazoa, Chordata, Actinopteri, Syngnathiformes, Syngnathidae. Gene Ontology annotation, molecular function: ATP binding; pantothenate kinase activity.
UUGCUUGCGUGGGCAAACACACCCCCCGCUUAAAAAGUGGGCGAGGGGAGGAAGAGUGGACUCAUUUGUACGUUUUGACACGGUUGGAAGAAAGAACCGGUCCAAGGAGGUUAACGGGUUUUUUCCGCGGCUUCGCUCGGUGACGUCGAAGACGACGCGGAGUCGUUCGGUCCGUCGCCCGCUUUUCGACGCGCUCGUGAAUGUAGGGAAAUGACCGCGAGUGACCUCGAAGCGACUGCUGUGUUGUUUUCAAACGAUUAGCAUCGCCAGUGCGUUAUAUCUUAAAACAAUAACAUGCACCCGUGAUAAAGGUUUUGACCUGUAGGAGGGGUUCGGUUGGGUUCAUUUGAGAGGACGGAACGGCUGUCACUACGGGGCUGGCUCAGGCUAAUUUAGAUCCCGUGUUAGCUUCGCCGCCAUUCAAUUGCUUAGCCGAAGCUAAGCUAAUUUAGCGCUUGCGCCUAGCUUCCCGGCACCCGUAGAUGCUUCAGCGAAACUAGGCCAGUUUCUCCGGUUUUUAGCGAUUCUCUUCCCCCUUGUAGAGGCUAGACUGGCGUAGCUAUCGUUGCUGCUAUGGAUAAAGCAAAAUCAGUGAUGGACAAAAAGGGGGCGUCGGGACCUUUUUGCGUCAGCAACGGCCCGAGUCAGAGGAGCUACAACGGGCACAUCAACGGUUGCGGCAGCGGCGCGCUCGCAUUGCCCAACAGCAGCAGCAGCAGCGGCGGCAGCAGCAGCGGCCAGUAUGACAACAAUCGCCAUAUGCACCGAGGGGAGAAUGUGGAGUGCAACGGCUCGCCGGCCAAGAAGAGCAGGCUACGGAGAAGGACCGAGUCGAUGAGGCGGCACAGACCCCCGUUCCCAUGGUUCGGGAUGGACAUCGGCGGCACGCUGGUCAAGAUGGUCUAUUUUGAGCCGGUGGACAUCACAGCGGAAGAAGAGCAGGAGGAGGUGGAGAACCUCAAGUCCAUCCGCAAAUACCUUACCUCAAACGUGGCCUAUGGCAAGACAGGCGUGCGCGACGUCCACCUGGAGUUGCGCAACCUAACCAUGUGCGGCCGCACGGGCAACCUGCACUUCAUCCGCUUCCCCACGCAGGCCAUGCCGCUCUUCAUCCAGAUGGGCCGCGACAAGAACUUUUCCAGUUUGCACACCACGCUCUGCGCCACCGGCGGCGGCGCCUACAAGUUUGAGGAGGACUUCCGCUCCAUGGCCAACCUGGAGCUACUGAAGCUGGACGAGCUGGACUGCCUGAUCCGCGGGCUGCUGUUCAUGGAUCGGGUGGGCUUCAACGGUCACCCGGAGUGCUACUACUUCCACAACCCCUCGGACACGGAGAGCUGCGUCAAGCAGCAGUGCACGCUGGACAACCCUUUCCCCAUGCUGCUGGUCAACAUCGGCUCCGGCGUCUCCAUCCUGGCCGUCUACUCCGAGGAUGACUACAAGCGUGUCACCGGGACCAGUCUGGGAGGUGGUACAUUCCUCGGCCUUUGCUGCCUGCUGACGGGCUGCGAGACGUUUGAGGAAGCUCUGGAGAUGGCGAGCAAGGGCGACUCCACCAACGUGGACAAGUUGGUCAAGGACAUCUACGGCGGCGACUACGAGCGCUUUGGCUUGCAGGGCUCGGCUGUGGCGUCCAGUUUCGGUCACAUGAUGGGCAAAGAGAAGCGCGACACCAUCAGCAAGGAAGACCUGGCGCGGGCCACGUUGGUCACCAUCACCAAUAACAUCGGCUCCAUCGCGCGCAUGUGCGCCGUCAAUGAGAAAAUCGAGCGUGUGGUGUUUGUGGGCAACUUCCUCCGCAUCAACACGGUGUCCACCAAACUGUUGGCCUACGCUAUGGACUUCUGGUCCAAAGGACAGCUGCGAGCGCUCUUCCUAGAGCACGAGGGUUACUUCGGAGCCGUCGGUGCGUUGAUGGAGCUUCUUAAGACAACCGAAGACCCAUGAGUGGCCUCUCGCCCUCCAAUGCUGUGAUGUCAUCAACUCUGGAAAAGCUGCGAACGCCGCAGAGGCUGCUAAAGGAAUUAUUACUACAAGACACGACGAGAAAGCAAGAGGAACUGGGGAAAAGCCAUCGGGUGAUCGUAUGUACAUAGCCUUCAAAGCGUAGAGGUUGUAAUCACUAAUUUAUGCUAAUUGACUUCUUGCCUGAGUUUUUGAUGAUGAGCUACUGUAGCAUCUGCCCCCCUGAAGAGGGAGCGUCUAUUUAUGAUGAGGAACUCAAACAGAGGAUUAGCCAAAAUGUGGCUAAGAUCAUGCAAAGGUUGCCCCUCUGUGGUCAAAUAGGAACGUCAUUGCCGAAGGCCUUUUUGCUUUUUGUUUCGCUUUGUGGCUCCCUGUGUGGACCAACCUUAUGUCUUCUUCCGAGCUACGCUUCAGGUAGCAUCUCUUCCGCAUGUCUUCGCCUUGUUUAUCGGCCGUUUCUCGCCACCCACUCGGACCAAGACAUAGCUGUCCAUGUCCUAAUAUUUAUAGACCUGUCGCCAAACCAAUGUCCAGCAGUUAACAAAACGGUCAAGCCAAUGAGAAUGGGAACACGAGCAGGAAGCAGAAAGCCUGCCAAAGUAAAUAAUAGUAACCAUGGCCUUCUGCAUCCAUGCUAAAGGUGCAGCUAACGAUUGAGCAGCUCACACAAAUUGCUAACCAAGUAGCUAAAGGUUUGGUCAGUAAUCCUGUUAAAGCGACUGCAAUGGGAACAAAACCAGGAAGUAAACAACACUAAACAUGGCCUUCAGUGUCCACUUGACCCGAAAUGCUAAAAGUGGACCAUCUCAAGCUCCUCUGCCACUUUCUUACGCCUUCUGUCACGGUUCUUUGUGCUAUCUACCCUUUUGUUAAAUACUUAGAAUUUUAAAUUAGCUCAAGAAUUGUUUUUUUAUCAAAUUGUUUCCCUCCCAGGUGGUUGAUUUGGUCAGGUCUGAAUCCAAGAAAUGAACAGUUUUGCGGAACUCCGCUAAAGAAAUAACUCAUCAACCAUUUUCCUUACACCUUCUGUCUUCUCUGUGCCACCUCAGCCAAAUACUUCUGUAAUGUCUCUUGACAACACAUUCUAGCGUAAAUUUUUAGCAUUUGCGUUUAGCAUUAGCACUUGCAUUUGUUUUCGUCAAACUGUAGUUCUUACCCCCACUGGUAUAGUUCAUUGGUCUUGUAAGACUCUUAUGAUGAGCCAAAAUUUUGUAAUAAUGACAGCAGUAGUUAGCAUUAGCAUAGCAUCUUUGGCAGGUCAAGACGUACCUUUAAAAAUGCACCCGGCUAACUUGACGGUACUCCACGGCCUUGCUUGAUUUUCCAAUUUCAGUUUGUUAGCGCUAGUGGAACGUCUAAAAGGUUUCACACCUGUUAACCAUCAGCCAGAAACUGAAAAAAAACUGAAAAAAGAACUAACCAACAGAUUCUCUUCACUGCUUUUUACUCUUUUUUUGUUUUUUUGCGGUACUGGUUGCCUUGGUGGCACUUGAGCGUGUCCUCGAACCCCGAGCCCUUAACACCGUCUGUUUGCAUCCAUGCCUUCAUGUUGUAACCUCAUACGUGUUCCACACGUUGUUUUUCACUUCAGUGUCUUUUGCUGUUGCACACCGAGAGUCCUCGAAACCGUUUGUAGCAGAGCCGUAACAGACAAACGUUGGCAACCUAACCUUUUUACUCAAUCUCAUCUGUUACGGCUCUGACGCUAACUCCGACGUGUAUGCAAUCGUUGUCGGGCGGUGACAAUUGCUUUCAAGACGGUGUGAAAAGUGAGUCAGGUCUUCCCACCCCGGUCCCACCGCCUUCCCGGCCUUACCUUUUUACGCAAUCUCGCCUUUGUUACGGCUCUGAUACUACCUCCAAAGCCGGAAUAUUGCCGAAUAGUUGUUUCCCUUCAUUCCAUGUCAGUGCUGUAAGCCCCACUCUUGUUACGCAGUGGUACUAAAAUUUGAAAAACCUCAACAUUCAUCGGAUACUGUACAUACAACUGGAUUGUUUUAUUGGAUUGUUCUUGUUAUUAAUAUUUAAUUGUUUGUUUGUUUUCAUGUUGGUUUACAAGUUCUGUAAUGACUGCGAGCAUGUGGUGCAUCUGAACCGCAAAAUGUCUUCCCAGGCGGCCAUUUUGUGGUUAAAAACACCAAGUACACUACAGAUUAUUUAUGGUUAAUAUAUAAUGUAAAACUCACAGGGUUUUUCCUAGCUCAAAUUGAGGCUGAGGUGGUCCCACUCUGAUCAAUUAUUUACAUUUAUUUUUAUUUUUAACAUUUCUUUAAACACACCACCUGCCUUCAUAGAUACUUCAAAUACUUGUGCGUAUUUUCUUAGACACAUUGGCAGUAGGCAAGAAAAUUAUUUUAGCAGUAUUUCUGAUAUGUAAUAAUUUCAUUUAUAAAAAAAUGGUGGUUGGUGAAUAGUUAGUUUUCAUGAUGUUAGUGCCCCAAAUUAGCAGAUGGACACCUCAAAAUUUUGUGCUGGAAAAAUCCUGAAUUUAAGGUACAACUUAUACAAUCUCUUGAUGAUUUAAUGUUAAAUAAUAACGCUAACAAAUUAUUUAAUUAGUUUUUAGUGUUUCUUUUCCUAUCAAACCUUAAGAUCUGUGAUUAUUUGUGUUAGCAACAAUGCUAACUCAAAAAAGUGCUGGGACCAUGCCUAUAUUACAAGAAUAACUUUUGCCCAUGCGCUACUUGGCUAUGCAGUUAGCAUCCUAAUAUAUGGAAGCAGUCUGAGCAUUUAUUCGAUAAACUUGAUAUCCAUUUAAGGUCCAUGUACUUUGACCUAUGCUAAAAAAUCGCCAGUUGGAUAUGCAAACCUGACAGUAAAAAGAGAGAACUCCUCCUCCUUUUGUCUGGUCCUGCUGAUUUUGAAUUGUUUGCUAUUUGAGGCGUUUUUUUACCCAUUUAACACCAGUUAGAGUGGACAAAUGUUUCACGAUGAGCACUUUGUAUCUGGGUCGACCUCGCUUGUUGUGACUUUAUUGCCUGUUGCACAACUUGAGAAAGAUUUUACUUUUUUUUUUUUUUUUUUUUCCUUGUUGGUUGUCAUAAAAACAUCCUGUUGACCAGUCCAAGCCUUUAAACUAGUGAUACGGAGGAGAAAACGUUCAUUUAAAUGAUUGUCUGAAAUGCUUGAUAUGUUUAAUUCGUUGUGUAUGUGUAUAUAUAGACAAAAGAUUUUUUGUUGUUGUUGUAAAUAUGAAUAAUAAUGAUCUAUCCGACACCAGCAAUUUUUCUCUCAUUUUAGCUAGGCAAGCUUUCACAUACAUCGUCUGUAUUGUAAUACAAGUGAUAGAGACACGAAUUGACAAUCGUGAAAAAAACAUCAGCGAUACGAGCAAUGUCUCUGGAAGUAUGACGAUAUCCUACGAUUAUUUCAACGAUACAAAUCGGUAUCACGAUACAUAAUUUAUAUGAUUGGGGGGAAAAAGCGUAUAAUAAGUCAUGGCAGACAAUAGGAGUUACAAGGGAAAAUGCAUGAUAUUUUUACUCACUGUUCAAAUUGUGUCAAAUACGGUGAUUGCACGAGAAAUUCAUCGUAAGAAAACUACAUAAGAUUGAUUGUGUGUAUAUAUAUGGAUCCAUAUAAAAAUACCAGUGUGAUAUAAUGGAAGAAAACUAAUUACUAAAAAUGAAAUCUUAUCGUUACAACUAAUGAAAACGCGACAAUUUUGUUGCAGUAAAAUCAGUCGUUUCACGAUACAGCUCCACACAAAUUCAAUUUUAGCAUUUAUUUUGGGUAAUGUAGAUUUGACAUGCUUGUGAAAGCUGCCGCUGGUUGUUUCGUCAUUUCUUCUGCUUUUAACACAAAAAAAGAAAGAAAGAAAGAAAGAAACUAUGCGAUGUGCAAUGCGUAUGUAAUGGUGUGAAUAACACUUUUUCUCAAAAGGAAUAAAAGUGAAACUGGAUGAA